AUGUCGAUGGCUCCUCCGCGCAAAGGCGAGAACUGGGAGCUGCGCCAGCAACUCAACUCCGAGUACCGCGACAAGAGAGCAGACGCCAUCAAGCGCGUAAUCGCAAACCACACCAUCGGCAAGGACUGCAGCGGCCUCUUCCCAGAUGUCGUCAAGAACAUGCAAACGGACGACCUCGAGCAAAAGAAGCUCGUGUAUCUGUAUCUUAUGAACUAUGCAAAGACCCAGCCCGAGCUCGUCAUCCUUGCUGUCAACACUUUUGUCAAGGACACGGCCGACCCCAACCCUCUCGUCCGAGCCCUGGCCAUCCGAACCAUGUCUGUCCUCCGAGCCGAAAAGAUCCUGGACUAUCUCGCGUCUCCCCUCUCUCGGUGUCUGAAGGACGAGAAUCCCUACGUCAGGAAGACGGCGGCGCUGUGUGUAGCAAAGGUCUUUGAUCUGAAGCCGGAGCUCUGCGUCGAAUAUGGUUUCAUCGAGACGCUGAGAGACCUGAUCGGAGAUGGUAACCCUAUGGUUGUCGCCAAUGCUGUUGCGGCCCUUGGUGAUAUCCACGAAGCCUCCCUCAGUCUUCCCCAGACACCUCCUUCCAACGACGACGAAGACGAUGCUCCGUCUCGACCCAACCAAUCACUCUUCAUCAUCGACUCUACAACUCUGACCAAACUCCUCGUCGCAUUGAACGAGUGCUCAGAAUGGGGACGGAUCGCCAUAUUGACUACGUUGGCGAGGUACAAGACGAGUGACGAAAAGGAGAGCGAGCAUAUAUGCGAAAGGGUGAUGCCGCAGUUCCAGCACGUGAACGCGGCGGUGGUGCUGGGUGCUGUCAAGGUCAUCAUGAUCCACAUGAAGAAUGUCACUAGGCAGGAACUCAUCCAGUCGCUCAUAAAGAAGAUGGCUCCCCCGCUAGUGACCCUCAUCUCAUCACCGCCCGAGGUGCAAUGGGUAGCUCUCCGAAACAUCAACCUUCUCCUCCAGAAACGUCCCGACAUUCUCGCCAACGAAAUGCGCGUCUUUUUCUGCAAAUAUAACGAUCCCUCUUAUGUCAAAGUCGAAAAGCUCGAGAUUAUGGUCCGCCUCGCUAGCGAGAAGAAUGUGGAUACGUUGCUGGGCGAGCUGAAGGAGUAUGCGUCGGAGGUUGAUGUAGACUUUGUGAGAAAGGCGGUUAGGGCCGUGGGUCAGGUGGCUAUCAAGAUUGAUGAGGCGGCUGGACGGUGUGUGGGGGUAUUGAUGGAGUUGAUUGAGACCAGGGUCAGCUAUGUGGUACAGGAGGCUGUGAUUGUCAUGAAGGACAUUUUCCGAAAAUAUCCUCACUCGUACGAGGGCAUCAUCCCUGCCCUCUGCGCCAACCUCGAAGAACUGGACGAGCCAGAAGCAAAAGCCUCUCUUAUCUGGAUUAUCGGCGAGUACGCCGAGAAGAUUGAGAAUGCCGACGAGCUCCUCGGUGCUUUCCUCGAGACCUUUAGGGAAGAGAGCUAUCCUGUCCAGCUCCAAACGCUUACCGCGAUUGUCAAGCUGUUCUUGAAGAAGCCGGAUGAAAGCCAAGCGAUCGUGCAAAAGGUGUUGCAGGCGGCUACCACAGACUGCGACAGCCCGGAUGUGAGAGAUAGGGCGUACAUUUAUUGGAGAUUAUUGUCUUCAGACCCGGCUGCUGCCAAGUCUGUUGUGCUCUCGGUCAGACCACCUAUAUCUCUGCCCCAGACGACUGUUGCACCUGCCAUUCUGGAAGACCUUCUCCAUGAAAUCUCGACGCUUGCCAGUGUAUAUCACAAGCCUGCUGCUACAUUCAUCGGCAAGGGUCGCCUAGGUGCGGAUGAUGUGGCGAGGAGGAAUCUUGACGCCGAGGACGAUGCCUCGAGAGAAAAGGCUCUCCAAACAGUCGUCGCCGGCCAACAAGCCGAAAACUUGCUCGACUUUGACGAUGAUCCCGCUCCUUCCAACGGUCCAUCCAACGACCUUUCCGGCCUUGCCUCGCUCUCUUCGCCUCCUCCCUCUGGCGGCAUCUCGAAUCAACAAAUCGCCUCUGCCGCAAAGAGCACCAACCCCCUGGACGAGCUCAUGGACUUGUUCUCGACCGCGGGUAUGAGCGCACCGGCGGUACAGCCUGGGCAGCCUGCAUUGACGCCGCAGCAGAGUGGAGGUGGGCUGAGUGGGCUGGAAGGGAUGGCGAGUCCGCCGGCGGCGACUCCUCAACCGCAGCAGCAGUCGGCGCAAGGAGGGCAAGAUGAUCUGUUGGGUUUAUUCUAG
This is a messenger RNA of Cryptococcus wingfieldii CBS 7118, 2244 nucleotides long. RefSeq names its product clathrin binding protein. Bases 1 to 2244 code for a protein of 747 amino acids. The transcript is spliced from 9 exons. Gene Ontology annotation, molecular function: clathrin binding. Gene Ontology annotation, cellular component: membrane coat. Lineage: Eukaryota; Fungi; Basidiomycota; Tremellomycetes; Tremellales; Cryptococcaceae. Gene Ontology annotation, biological process: vesicle-mediated transport; intracellular protein transport. The record is from RefSeq and is a predicted model, not a curated record.